AUGGAGGUCCUUCUCUUCUUCAACCGCUGGUUCACGCUGCUCUACGUGCUCUUGACAGGCGCCAUCUUCGUCUACAAAGGCAUGUACCUCCCGUACCCGCCGACGGGUGCGUACACGUGGGAAGUCAUCUUCCUCUGUCUCUACUACAUCAUCGAUCGCAUCCGCAUCUUCCAAGCCUCCAAGGGCAACAAGACGGAGCAGGUCUUUCCGCUCGUGACGGCUUGUCUCUUGACACUGCCUUGCGUCAUCUCGCUCGCGUACUACAUCAGCCUGCAGACCUACGUACUGCAGCUCGACGUCAUUCUCAACGCGAUUGGCCUCGUCUUCCUCGGCCUCGAGUCCAUCUUUGGCCCGAUCACGACCCUCCGCCUGCUGCGGGCAAGUCGCUUUUAAGAAGACAGCAACAGUG
This is a messenger RNA of Saprolegnia parasitica CBS 223.65, 409 nucleotides long. RefSeq lists its product as hypothetical. The record is from RefSeq and is a predicted model, not a curated record. The coding region runs from base 1 to 393 and encodes 130 amino acids. The transcript is spliced from 4 exons. Gene Ontology annotation, biological process: non-motile cilium assembly. Gene Ontology annotation, cellular component: ciliary transition zone. Lineage: Eukaryota; Oomycota; Saprolegniomycetes; Saprolegniales; Saprolegniaceae.